This is a messenger RNA of Alligator mississippiensis (American alligator), 750 nucleotides long. Its product is annotated as zinc finger protein GFI1 homolog pag-3-like. Bases 1 to 423 code for a protein of 140 amino acids. NCBI's taxonomy places the organism in Eukaryota, Metazoa, Chordata, Crocodylia, Alligatoridae. The transcript has 3 exons. The record is from RefSeq and is a predicted model, not a curated record.
AUGCCUGAAGACUGGAAGAAGGCCAAUGUGGUGCCUAUCUUCAAGAAAGGGAGGAAAGUGGAUCUGGCAAACUACAGGCCCAUCAGCCUGACCUCUAUCCUGGGGAAGGUCUUAGAAAAAAUCAUCAAGGAGGCCAUUCUUAAUGGACUGGCAGAUGGUAACACCCUGAGGGAUAGCCAGCAUGGGUCUGUUGUGGAUAAAAUGCAAGAUGCCAGACACAUCCUAGUUGUAACACCCUGGGAUCCUACUCCAGCUUUGUCAGCGCCACACCUUCAAACAUCCUUGUGUGGGAGCAGAGAGACGGGUCCCUCUGGGGCACCAGGACCAGAGGCAAGGUUACCUCCAGCUCACCAGGCCUGUCACAGUUUCUGCAGGAAAGCAAUCUGCCUCACUGGAGAUAAGGUGAAGCGGCACCUGGAGUGACCAGCAUCAAGUAAGUAUUUACCUUUUGGGAAUUCACAGUUUUAUAUAUUUUUCCCUAUAUAUUUUCUUUCCACCUGCCUGCUUUCUGCUUGGGGUCUCAUGCUUUACCUGUCACAUUCCCCGGGGUUUUAAUUAAAAAAAAUCUCACAGUCAAUCAGCAUAGUCCGUGCCACUACUUAUAGUCAGUUAGGUACUUAAGGUCUGAUUCCCUUCUUCCUAUGCAAGGCAAGACCAGCCUUUUCCCACUGUCUUAGUCCUUUUUUUUUUUUAAUUAAAUAAACCCAAAGUCCCAAAAGGAAGAAAACAAAUAAAGAACUUUCCUCCCUG